Molecule: messenger RNA, 1203 nt
Organism: Pseudomyrmex gracilis
Lineage: Eukaryota; Metazoa; Arthropoda; Insecta; Hymenoptera; Formicidae
Product: odorant receptor 4-like
Exons: 5
Coding region: 1-1203 (400 amino acids)
Biological process (GO): sensory perception of smell; detection of chemical stimulus involved in sensory perception of smell
Cellular component (GO): plasma membrane
Molecular function (GO): odorant binding; olfactory receptor activity
Source: RefSeq, a predicted model, not a curated record
AUGCCGCGAAACGAGCACCACGAGGACGACGUUUUGUACGUGACAAAGCCGACUCGCAACAUCCUGCUGGCUCUCGGCGCCUGGCCGUCCAUCGGCAAGGAGCGAUCCGCGUAUCCGAGAGCUCACAAUCUUCUGUUAAUCUGCAUAUCUUACACUCUUCUCUCUUGCGAUCUUCUACCGGGUAUCUUGUUCUCGCUGAUGGCCGAGACAACGCGCAUCCGUCUACACACAAUCCCUCUUCUUCUCUACGACUUUAUGUCGGCCAGUCAGUACGGUAUUUUUAUAUUCCGUCACAGUCAGCUCAGACGAUGCCUGAAGCACGUCGAGAAGGACUGGGAGACGAUCCUCAGCGCGGACGCGCGAGACAUCAUGCUGAGAUCCGCGAGAACGGGGAAACGUCUGGUCAUGAUCUGCGGAUUUUUCAUGUACAGCGGCGCCUUCACCUUUCGCACGAUUCUGCCGUUGUCUCACGGAAAAAUCGUCACCGAUCAGAACAUUACGAUAAGACCUCUGGCGUGUCCGGGUUACUUCUUUUCCCUCGACGUGCAAGUCAGUCCCGUUUACGAGACGAUUUUCGUAAUUCAGUGCUUGACAGGAUUCGUCACGGUCUCCGUUGCGACGAGCGCGUGCGGCCUCACUUCGAUCUUCGUGGUUCACGCCUGCGGUCAGCUGAAGAUUCUGAUUGAUCUGAUGAAGAGCCUCGUGCGAAAACAGUGGCGGGAAGAACAUGAAGUGGAUGACAAAUUGGCUGAGAUAGUCGAGCAUCAUGUGCGAGUGCGCAGUUUUUUGAAAAUGGUACAGCAUACUCUAGGAGAAAUAUAUCUGAUGGAAGUCAUGGUGAACACGAUAUCCAUUUGCCUCUUGGUGUAUUUUUUGAUGUUGGAUUUUCAAAAUAACAGCGUGACAGUUUUAGGCUCUUAUCUGUUAAGCAUUAUCAACUUGGUAAUUCACAUAUUUCUAUUUUGCUAUACCGGUGAACAACUCACCACUCAGGCGGAAAAAGUAGCUACCACGUCGUGCGAACUCGAAUGGUAUCGUCUUCCAGAUAAGAAAGCACGCAGCGUUGUGAUGCUGAUGGUAAUGUCUAACACACCGACCAAGAUCUCCGCUAGCAAAUUCGUCGAUUUGUCACUGAAAACAUUCGGCGACGUCAUAAAAACAGCUGGAGCGUAUUUUAAUAUGCUCCGAAAUGUGAUAGAAUAA